This is a messenger RNA of Talaromyces proteolyticus, 228 nucleotides long. Its product is annotated as acylphosphatase family protein. The coding region runs from base 1 to 228 and encodes 75 amino acids. Lineage: Eukaryota; Fungi; Ascomycota; Eurotiomycetes; Eurotiales; Trichocomaceae. Gene Ontology annotation, molecular function: acylphosphatase activity. The transcript is spliced from 2 exons. The record is from RefSeq and is a predicted model, not a curated record.
AUGUAUAGACACUUUACUCAGAAACGAGCUACCGAGUACGGCGUCACCGGUUGGGUGCAGAAUACUCCUGAUGGCAGGGUAGAAGGCGAGAUCCAAGGCGAAGACAACCAAGUGCAGAAACUGCUGCAAGACGUCAACGACGGGCCUCGCCAUGCCCACGUCACCAAGCUCGAGAAAGGCGCCAUUGAGACUGAGCCCGGCGAGGCUGGAUUCGAAGUGCGACGAUAA